This is a messenger RNA of Drosophila takahashii, 1676 nucleotides long. RefSeq names its product ankyrin repeat domain-containing protein 29. Lineage: Eukaryota; Metazoa; Arthropoda; Insecta; Diptera; Drosophilidae. The record is from RefSeq and is a predicted model, not a curated record. Gene Ontology annotation, molecular function: protein binding.
UAAUAAGUACAAAAAAGCUGCACUCUCUCAGUCGCUUUUGAAUUCAGUUUUCUCAGUUGCUCGCCAACUUUGAAAGCAAUCGGUCCACUUCGCGUCGGUUGAUUUUAAAAAUCCCAAGCGGCGUGACUUUUGGUUUCUAGUUGAUAGUUGUGUUUUUGUGUUUUGGGACUGAAACUUCUUGAGCGCCUGAGUUUCGGGAACUGGUCGCUUGGAAUUAAACUUCAACUUAGACUUGCACUUGGACAAUGAUGCCGCAUCCAAAGUUGCCCGAUGUUGUUGGCGCGGCUGCUGGUUUUGUUGUAAUUUGAUUUGGUGCCACUUGGCUAGCUGAUCUUGUUGCCAUAUCGCUGUGGGCCAGAAGUUGUUGUUGCAGUCGCUGGAGGGGCAGCAGCAGCAGCAGCAGCAGCGUUACAGUUCGGGAAAAUCGGUCAAUGGAAACGGGCUUGUAAGCAGGUGCAAUCGCUAGUAGAGCCACAAGACAGAAGAACCAGAGGCCAGGAGAGAUUGGAGAGCCGCAGGCAUGUCGCUAAAGAAAGAGACGCCCUCGGAUGUGCAACUGCACAUGGCAGCCAUGAGGGGAGAUGAGGUGGCCCUUCUUCGAGUUCUGGACAGCGGAAAAGUCCAUGUCGAUUGCAAGGAUGAGGAUGGAACAACCCCGCUCAUCCUGGCUGCCGCCGGAGGUCACACAUACUGCGUAAUGGAGCUGCUCGAUCAGGGAGCCGAUCCCAAUUCGCGUCGUCUCACGGGCACCACGCCCCUUUUCUUUGCCGCCCAAGGCGGUCACCUGGACGUGGUCAAGAUCCUGAUGAAGGCGGGCGCCAGUGUGGACACGCCCUCCGCAGACGGGGGCACGCCCCUUUUUGUGGCCGCCCAAGGCGGUCAUGUGAAGAUCGUGCGCGAGCUCUUGGAUUGCGGAGCGAAUGUCAAUGCCCACAUGAAGGAUCGGGCUACCCCCGUAUUUAUCUCCGCCCAGAAUGGUCAUCGCACGGUUCUGUCUCUGCUAAUUCAAGCCGGUGCCGAAAUCGAUAUCAAGCGGAUUGACGGCGCCACGCCCCUUUGGAUAGCCGCCCAGAUGGGCCAGGAUCACAUCUGCAAGGUGCUGCUGCAGAAUGGCGCCAAUGUCGAUACUGUGCGUUGCGAUGGCGCCACGCCCCUUUUCAAGGCGGCCCACAAGGGUCACGCCGCCGUCAUCACGGUGCUGCUCAAAUAUCGUCCCAAUCUCGGCCAGCUGCCCAAUGGAGAGAGCGCCCUGCAUGCCGCAGCCAUGUUUGGCCACAUGACCGUCUGCAAACAGCUGGUGGCCGCCGGCAGCGAUGUCCUGCUGAAGAACCAAGAUGGACUCACGGCCCUGCAGUUGGCGCACCAGCAGAAGUAUACCUCCAUCUGUGAUUAUCUCCAGGAACGGAUCCGGACAAUGGUGGCGCGCAGCGCCAAGGCAAUGGUCGCCUCCGGAGUACCGUCGACGGUCAAGACGAUGUCGGCGUAAGGGGAUGUACGAGUUUGAGAGACCACGCCUCCAAAGUACCUUUAUGCACAAUACCUUGGCCCUUUUGCUUAUAUUCAAAAAGUGGCAAGGGAAGAGAGUGUUAUUCCGGACACUGGGCAAACGAAGGGGGAUUUAAAAAGGGGUUUCCAAUGUUUUCGAAAGCCAUUUGGAGUGAAAUUUAAAGCUAGGU